Parastagonospora nodorum SN15 is the source of this 1965-nucleotide messenger RNA. RefSeq lists its product as hypothetical. Gene Ontology annotation, cellular component: intracellular membrane-bounded organelle; cytosol. Gene Ontology annotation, molecular function: A2-type glycerophospholipase activity. Bases 1 to 1965 code for a protein of 654 amino acids. Gene Ontology annotation, biological process: glycerophospholipid catabolic process. The transcript has 2 exons. The record is from RefSeq and is a predicted model, not a curated record. Lineage: Eukaryota; Fungi; Ascomycota; Dothideomycetes; Pleosporales; Phaeosphaeriaceae.
AUGAAGUACUCCUUAGUGUUGACUGCGUCGGCUUUCACGACCUUAGUGACCUCAUCAGCAGUUGUCGCACGUGAGGCUCGAGUUGUGCCACCUACCAACUUGGACUCGUGGAAACGAGCGUCGCCCCAAGCUCCCAACGGCUACGCGCCGGGCUCGAUUGACUGCCCUUCGACCCGCCCCAGCAUUCGCUCCGCCGACCGCCUCUCCGAUUCAGAGACACAAUGGCUACAGAAGAGGAGACCGAAGACGGUAGACCCGAUGCGCGAGUUCCUCGUGCGCGCGAACAUCGAGGGCUUCGACGCUGGACAGUACAUCGAUAACCACAAGAGCAACACUUCAUCUCUACCGAACAUUGCUAUUUCAUUCUCAGGCGGAGGCUACCGAGCUUUGUUGAACGGAGCUGGUGUUCUUGCUGCGUUUGACAGCCGCACGCCAAACGCGACAAGCAAGGGACAUCUUGGAGGUCUGCUGCAAGCCUCGACAUACGUCUCUGCUUUAUCAGGAGGAGGCUGGAUGAUUGGUAGCAUAUUUGCGAACAACUUUACAUCUGUGCAAAACAUCAUAGACCACAAGGACAUUUGGCAGUUCCAGAACUCGUUGUUCAAGGGACCACCAGAGGGCGGCAUCCAGAUCCUGAACACUGCGGACUACUUCAAGAACUUGGCGGAUACCGUGUCCUCCAAGGAAAAUGCGAUUGGGGAGUUCAACACUUCGUUGACCGACUACUACGGCCGGGGACUCUCGUUCCAGCUCAUCAAUGCUUCCGAUGGCGCCCCUGCCUACACCUUCUCUUCAAUUCAGAGCGAUACCAGCUUUUCCAAUGGCGAAGCACCGAUGCCGGUAUUGGUAGCGGAUGAACGAGCUCCUGGCGAAAAGCUCAUCUCCCUUAACGCCACUGUUAUCGAGUUCAACCCAUUUGAAAUGGGCUCCUUCGACCCUACUCUCUACGGCUUCGCGCCGACGAGAUAUCUUGGCUCAAACUUCUCCAACGGCCAACUUCCUCAGGACCAGGGUUGCAUUGCAGGUUUCGACAACCUUGGUUUCGUCAUGGGAACGAGCAGUUCGCUCUUUAACCAGAUCUUCUUGAACCUCGGUUCGCUGGGGAUACCUGACUUUUUGAAGAACACACUCACUGGUAUCCUGGGCUCCGUUGGUGAGGACAACAACGAUAUCGCAGACUACACCCCCAACCCAUUCAGGGGGUUCCGCAACGGCACGAACCCAAGUGCGAACAGCACACGCCUGACUCUUGUUGACGGUGGAGAGGAUUUGCAGAACAUCCCUCUUAACCCUGUUAUCCAGCCCAUGCGCCAGGUAGAUGUCAUUUUCGCCGUCGACUCGUCUGCAGACACGGUCGAAGACGCCAACCCUUCCAAAAAUUGGCCCAAUGGAACCGCCAUGGUCGCGACCUACCAGCGUGCCAAUACCGACAUCAUGAAUAAGACUUCGUUCCCUUACGUCCCGGGUCAGGACACCUUUGUCGCCCUUGGCUUCAACAACCGCCCUGCUUUCUUUGGAUGCAACAGCAGCAACGUAACGGAGGGCAACAACAUCCCGCCGCUCAUUGUCUACGUCCCGAACUCGCCUUAUGUGUUUUGGUCAAACACGUCGACCUUUGGAAAGCUCGACUACACCAUUGCGGAGCGCAAUGCAAUGAUCGAGAACGGCUACGACGUUGCUACCCAGGCCAACUCUACCCGCCAGGGCGCUACAAACUGGCCGGCUUGUGUCGGCUGCGCCAUUCUGUCUAGGAGCUUCGAGCGCAACGGUCAGCAGAUUCCGCAGGCCUGCCAGCAGUGCUUCACCGAGUACUGCUGGAACGGCACUACUGUCUCCAACUCGGCGCCAUAUCAACCUGCUAUGAUCUUGGCUGCUGUUGACACGAAGAGUGGUGUCGGCAAGUUUGCGCCAAAUGUGUUUGGUCUUGCUGUCGCAGCUGCCGUGUCUGGUUUCUUGAUGAUGUAG